Messenger RNA from Dovyalis caffra, 1694 nucleotides. NCBI's taxonomy places the organism in Eukaryota, Viridiplantae, Streptophyta, Magnoliopsida, Malpighiales, Salicaceae. The record is from the annotation of a GenBank genome assembly.
AUGAAUGGGAAAUUAGUUUCUUCAGUCGUGGCUGGGAAAGUGGUGGUGGUUGCUGUUAAGGCAUCAAAAGAGAUACCAAGGAGUGCUUUGGUGUGGGCUUUGACUCAUGUUGUUCAACCUGGGGACUCUAUCAAAUUGCUGGUUGUCAUCCCUCCUCACUCUUCAAGUAAAAAGUUAUGGGGAUUCUCAAGAUUAACCAGUGACUGCACUACUGGUCACUGGAAGUCCCUAUCAGGAACCCAGUUAGAUCAAAGAGACGAUGUUUCGGAUUUGUGUGCUCAAAUGAUACUUCAACUCCAUCCUGUUUAUGACUCUGAGAAGAUAAAAAUCAGGGUAAAAGUUGUUUCUAGCUCAUCUUCUGGAGUGGUGGCUGCUGAAGUGAAGAAGGCUCAAUCUAACUGGAUUAUAUUGGACAAACAUCUGAAGCGUGAGGAGAAAAGCUGUAUGGGAGAGCUAAAAUGCAAUGUUGUGGUUAUGAAAUGUUCUGGAGCAAAGGUUCUCCGCUUGAAUUUGGUUGAAUCACCAAUGAUGGAACCCCGGAUCCCUUUGUCAUUUCCAUUCGAUACAGAAGAAACUUCAAAAGACUUUGACAGUAAGCAUGAGCAGCUAGAUGUACAGAGAGGGCCAUUUGUGACUCCUGCAAGUAGUCCAGAGAAUGAAUCAUCAUUGACUCCAACAGAUGUUGGAACAUCAUCAGUGUCAAGCUCAGAUCCAGGGACUUCACCAUUCUUUCUCUCAGGCAUUUAUGGGAAUCAGAAGAAAGGGCAUUCAAAUAUUACUGAAGAAAAUUUAAGCCAGUACGAAUCUGAUUCUGAUUCAAAUAGUGAAAAGCUGGCUCCUUCAUCAACAAGAUUAUAUUUCCAGCCAUGGAUGGAUGACAUUCUUAGUUCUAGUGGUGAACUUACUAAAAUUGUCGCGGAGGGUUUCAAUAGAACAAAUGAUACAUCUCUGGCUUCCACAUAUAAGAACUUGCUGGAGAAUUUAUCUAAGCUUGACCGAGAACCUGAUAUUGGAGUGCUGAAUUACAGAACUGAUCAGAACUUAAGCAAAAGUGUCAGGGAAGCAAUUUCCUUGUUCACAAAUGCUCCCCUUGGUGCUCCUCCAUUGUGUUCAGUAUGUCGACACAAGACUCCCAUAUUUGGAAGUCCUCCCAAGUGGUUUACUUAUGCUGAACUGGAACAUGCUACGGAUGGAUUUUCACAAAAAAAUUUCUUAGCCACAGGAGGAUUUGGUUCUGUUCAUCGAGGAAUGCUAAUGAAUGGUCAGGUGGUUGCUGUAAAGCAACACAAAUUGGCUAGUUCUCAAGGAGAUAUAGAGUUCUGCUCUGAAGUUGAGGUUUUAAGUUGUGCUCAACAUCGAAAUGUAGUGACAUUAAUUGGAUUCUGUGUGGAGGAUGGAAGAAGAUUGCUAGUUUAUGAAUACAUUUGCAAUGGAUCUUUGGAUUUACAUCUUUUUGGAUGUGAUCAAGAUCCAUUGAAAUGGUCUGCGCGACAAAAAAUUGCAAUUGGAGCGGCAAGGGGGUUGAGAUACCUUCAUGAAGAAUGUAGAGUCGGCUGUAUUGUCCAUCGGGAUAUGAGACCAAACAAUAUCCUCAUCACCCAUGAUUUUGAACCAUUAGUUGGAGAUUUUGGACUGGCAAGGUGGCAACCAAAUGGAGACAUGGGGGUUGAAACAAGAGUAAUUGGAACAUUCGG